AUGGCGUUGCCCAGGGCCCCCAGGGCAGUCAUACCCCAAGUACUCCGCCGGUACUAUUCUGGAGCACCUUCUCCUGCCGCAAAGCUGAACUUGCCAAUCGACUACAAAACCACUUCCAUCCUCCAUCAUACUCCUUCGUCCUUAUCCGGUGUCUCUGAUUUCCCUGCCGCAGCCACCAGCAAACGCCUCAAUCUAUUUCAAGCUAUCAACUCGGCUUUACGAACCGCCCUUUCAACAUCAGAUAAAGUCCUAUUGUUUGGAGAAGAUGUUGCAUUUGGGGGUGUUUUUCGCUGCUCCAUGGAUCUCCAAACCGAGUUUGGCACCGACCGUGUGUUCAAUACGCCUUUGACAGAACAAGGGAUAGCAGGGUUCGCCAUCGGGGCCGCUGCAGAAGGCAUGAAGCCGGUAGCCGAAAUCCAAUUCGCUGAUUACGUAUUUCCUGCAUUUGAUCAGAUUGUCAACGAAGCUGCCAAGUUCAGAUACAGAGAAGGUGGAACAGGAGUCGAUGUUGGAGGCUUGGUUUUUCGGAUGCCAUGUGGCGCAGUCGGCCAUGGCGCUUUGUAUCAUUCACAGUCACCCGAGGCACUUUUCGCACAUAUCCCCGGUGUACGUGUAGUAAUGCCACGCUCGCCAUCGCAGGCUAAAGGAUUGCUACUGUCAUCUAUUUUCGAGAAUAAUGACCCCGUGGUCUUCUUGGAGCCGAAGAUUCUCUAUCGCGCAGCUGUGGAGCAUGUACCCAAUGAAUACUACACAAUUCCGUUGAGCAAGGCGGAGGUGAUAAAAGCUGGAAAGGACCUGACAAUAAUUUCCUACGGUCAACCUCUAUAUCUCUGCUCUGCCGCCAUAACUGCGCUGGAGAAAACUAUGCCAGGAGUUAAGGUGGAAUUGAUUGACCUCCGUACUAUCUACCCAUGGGAUCGUCAGACUAUCCUGGAUAGUGUGCGAAAAACAGGAAGAGCUGUCGUGGUCCACGAGAGUAUGAUCAACUAUGGUGUUGGUGCCGAGGUCUCAGCUACAAUACAGGAGGGUGCAUUCCUCCGAUUGGAAGCGCCCGUCAAACGAGUUGCCGGAUGUAGUACACAUACAGGGCUUACAUACGAGCAGUUUAUUCUGCCAGAUGUCGCAAGAAUCUAUGAUGCGAUGAAACAAACACUUGAGUACUAG
Messenger RNA from Penicillium malachiteum, 1164 nucleotides. Its product is annotated as 2-oxoisovalerate dehydrogenase subunit beta. Lineage: Eukaryota; Fungi; Ascomycota; Eurotiomycetes; Eurotiales; Aspergillaceae. The transcript has 3 exons. Gene Ontology annotation, molecular function: catalytic activity. Gene Ontology annotation, biological process: branched-chain amino acid catabolic process; response to nutrient. The record is from RefSeq and is a predicted model, not a curated record. Bases 1 to 1164 code for a protein of 387 amino acids.